GGUAAAAUGAUAGAUCUAAGUCUCUUGCCACUUUGUUUCUCUGGUUAGAACAACCAACAACACAACAGUGGUGUACCAUUGUUAAUCUUUUUCACAGAUCCUUGGCUGAUUUAGUUUGAUUAGCAACCGUACACCCCCCUCCCUCACCCUUUCCCCGAUCUUCAUAGAUUUGCUGGGCCUUCCCCCAAGGGAUUCCGGAAACACGUCAUAAAGAUAUAAAUAGUCCAAGAGUAGCCUUCACCUUGUCACAUUCCAGGCUUUUGGCAGAUAUCAGGCACUGAUCUUGUAAAAUACUAGAUCUAGAUCUGGGCUACUUUCCUUUUAUUCUGUGAUGUAUUCAACUCUCUCACAAACACAUUGGGAAUAGUUCAUUAUCGGGAGAUUGCUAUAUUUUAAUGGCAUUAAUAAACGAAUUAUAAUCCUUAUAAGUUUUUGAAAUCGUCAGAAAAAAACACCCCUCAAGGUUAUUCACGGAAUUCUACACUUUGUGUUUACAAUUUGGCAUAAUGGUCGGUUCAUAUUCAUUCAUGGACCAUCGCGGCGAAGUCGAAAGUGAAAGAAGGGACGAUUAUUAGAGAUCUGAUCUUGGGGAGAGACUAGAGACAAGGCACAAGGAGGAAGUCCGACCAGUGACCUGGUGAAGAACUUUUGCAAAAGUGAUUUCAACAAAGCAGGUUGCCAAACGACAAACGGUAAAAAUCUCGGUGUGUCUGCCCAGAGAGGGGUGAGGAGAAUCGUGGGCGCGUCAUGCCGUCUGUGGGCGUUGUGGGUCAAGUGUGUGCCGCGCUGCUUCUGCCGGCGGGCAGCCUGCUGCUGUACUGGCUGUACCGUCGCAGCGCUCCUUCAGAUGAGGAAGUGUACGGUGGUCAGAGGGUGGUGACCGCUCGCAACACGGUGCUGGAGGUGUGUGUGCCGCAGCGGGCUGUGGGCGCUGUCAUUGGCCGGCAGGGAGCCCGGAUUAAAGAGCAGGCAGAACUGCUGAUUCAGCAAGUCAUCGCCGAGGUGAAGGAGCCAAUCACGGAGCAGGUGGAUGUGCCCGGAUACUCUCUGGGCCGGAUCAUUG
Aplysia californica (California sea hare) is the source of this 1063-nucleotide messenger RNA. RefSeq names its product tudor and KH domain-containing protein. The record is from RefSeq and is a predicted model, not a curated record. Gene Ontology annotation, molecular function: RNA binding. Gene Ontology annotation, biological process: spermatogenesis. NCBI's taxonomy places the organism in Eukaryota, Metazoa, Mollusca, Gastropoda, Aplysiida, Aplysiidae.